UAUAAUUUAUAAGAAAUUUUAAAGGAGUAUUUUACAAGAUAAUCAAAACCGGACCAUACAAUAAACCGAUGUAGACAUUGUCCUUUAAAUGAGGAUGAUGGAGUAGCACAAUGGUCCACAUCCGUUGUUUUAUAUGUUUUAUGCGGAACUUGUGGCGAAGUUCUCUUCAUCGAGAAAGCAUAAACUGUAUCCGUCAGGUUUAACCUUAAUUUUAUUUAUACUCGGUUGUAGAACUUGUGGAAAAUUUCUCUUACCUGAGGUGGCAUAAACUGUAUUCGUUUUGGGAUGUAGGUUUUACCUAAAUUGUAUUUAUGCUCGGUUGUGGAACUUGUGGCAAAGUUCUUUUAUCCGAGAUGGCGUAUUACCUAAUUUAUGCUCGGUGGUUGAACUUGUGACGAAGUUCUCUUCUUUGUAUGAAUAUAAGCAUAACAAUUUUGUUUGAAUCUUAAUUAGAUUAUUAUAUUUGCAUGGUCCCCUUACACCCCCGAAGUCAUAUCUUCGUUAGAUUAUAAGUGAAGACUUUAAGUGUUAUUUUACUUUGGGGAUCUAGAUGUGAUCGUUCUAAUCAUUACGCGAGGGCCAAAAAGAUGUAGUUCUGGACGUUUGUUCAAAGAUGUAAUUCAAACAAAAAAUGGUGGAUGAAGAAAUUGGGGUUCCGCCUUACAUAUCAGACGGUGAUGUAGAAAUUGGUAGCUAGUAUAUCGAGGAACGAGUAAUUAUGUCGAAUAGAUUUCACUUGUCUGAUUCUUAGUUUUGAGCUUCUGUGGGAAACCCUCGAUGGUGGAACUUGUUGUGGUAAAGUUCUCUUUCCCGAGGAGGCGUAAACUAUAUCCGUCGUGGGAUGUAGGUUUUACCUAAUUUUUUGUUGGUCAUUGUUAUACCAACUAAGAGCACGAGCUCAGAGGAAGAAUUUUGUUAUCUGAAUUCAAAGUAGCUGUUAAGUUUGUUUAGCUUUGUUGUUUCGAUUCCUUUUCUUGUUUGGCAGCCUGCAAAUACUAAUUUCAUUGCAAACAAAUAAUACAUAGAUUUUAUCAUAGAUAUUAGAUAUUGAUAACAAAGAGUUGUGACUCCUCUGCUUCAUUUAAUUUGCAAAAUUCUCUACACCUUCUGCAAUUUUGUAUGCUUUGUGAAAUAUGAGAGCUGAACCGACAAUGAUGUUGGUGUUGUCGGAUUGGUGCGUAGAAGCAUUCAUUGCGACAGUGUGAAGGUGAUCACUGUGUUAAUUAAUCAACCUAUAAAUUUUUUGAAGAGAACUAGAUGCUCUCAUGUUUAACAACUAGAGAUGUAAAAUCCUUCAAUCGAAAAGAAUUUAUUGAGCUAGAUGCAUUUAAAGUUAAUAUACUUAAAAGUAUUAAGAACUUGUACCGAGGGCUGGCCACCAUUCUUUUUGAAGUGAUAACAUCUACUCGCAUAGUGAAGUGAUGUGUCAUACUGUCGACCACAACUCUUCUUUGAAAGCGUUGAUGAUCUAAUCUGCUAUGAUGUUAGAAUAUUAACACAAAUAUUUAAAAGCACAUUAUCGUUGUUUGUCACAGAGGAAGAUGAAGGUGAUCAAUUCGUUUCAGUGACGAAAUCUAUUGAUGCUGGUAUAUCUAGACCGGUGCAUUGAAACACCUGUAGAUCCUGUGUUGUUGUUGCGAUAUAUACAAUGAUGAAUGAGCAGAAAGUCCACAAAAGGAGUUAUAUCCUAAAGGGUUUGUCAAUUUUAGUAUCAAUAAAUAAUGAUCAACCCUUAAGUGUAUCAGAGCUUGGCCUACUAUGAUGUAAAGCAAGCAAAGUUUGUAUCUUCAUGCUUUCCUUUUGAGUUUCUAGCUUUAUUUGAUCAGGCUAUGAUUAUCUAGAUAACUUAUAACUCCUGCAAAAUUGUUUUUGAGCUGAUCGUAUGUAUAAAGUACACCUUGCUAGUGAAACAAGAUCAUAUGUGUUAUAUGUAUAAUGAUAUGAAAAUUGUAGUCUCUUGUAAAUGAGUCCAUCAGCCUGUGCAAUCUUUUGUACAGGGCAAGCAAACCAAACAUCAAGUCAAUUAUGCAUAAUGAUAAUUGUGUUUGAUUCUUGCGUGGUAAGUAGCAAUUUCAUGCAAAUGAAUUCAACUUAAUUGUUCAAGCUGGAACUUCAUUGAAUAUUGAGCACUAAUAUUAUUAAGAUAACAUGUUUAGAAUUGUUAAGAAAUAUUCAGAACCUGAACCGACGAUGAAGUUGGUGACGCAUGGUCGUUGGUUGACUUAGAAUUAGAUUAUUUACAAGAGAUGAAGAGGAAUAUGGCGAUAAAUGUUUGUGAGUCGUCACACUUAUCAGCUCCUGAUUCUCUUUUUACCGAACAUCCUGCAGCUUCAGACUCUAUCUUGUGGAAAACUGGCAAUAACCAAUUUCAGAUGCAACCAAGAUAGAGUCGUGCGUGCGAGCCAUGUGGAUUUCAAAAUUUCUUUGAGCGACUCCUCGUGUGGGAGUAUUGAUGUGGCAGACUGGCAGUAGCAUUUUCUGAACAAAACAAAAUGUUAAGAGAACAUGAUUUUGUAUUGCUCGAAUACAGCGCUGGAAAAGGUAGUGAUGUUUGCAAUUAAUCACUUGGUCAUGUGAGAAAAAAACUGAGGUUGUUGCACACUACUAAAAAAUAACCACCAAACAAUUAGCCAAUUAGAUUAGGCAAACACUGUAAAAUAAACAAAAAUGGUUUACAAGAGACAUCAGAACAGCAAGGGUUAGAUUGAGAUUGAGAAGAGAAGAGAAUCAUGGAGUAAGAAUAAGCAUCAACUCCCGAUUCACAUACAUCUCCAUCUACCGGUGUCAACCACAAGUCCACAACCACAACCACACCUACAACCACCGCCUCUAAUAUGCUGUCGAAACUGUUGCAACUGCAACUUCACAGAGACGAUUUCCAUCUCUCUGGCACCACAACUGAAUCAGUCAUGCAUUCCAACUCAAGUUUGUAUCGGUUGGAUUUGAUGAUUCUGUUAAGGAUGAGAUAGAUUGAAUUCGGUGUCGCUUUCCUUGGGAUAGCAGCAGCGAGGGUGGCGUGUUACUGGAGACGGUGCAAAUGAAAAAUUGUUAUCCAUUUCAAGUGAUGGUUUGUUAUAUCAAGGUUCAAGAGGCGCAGUCGCAGAAGAACCUCGUGAAUUCAACAAUGGCCAGGAUCAAAGUUCACGAGUUGAGGCAGAAGACCAAAGCUGAUCUAUUGGCUCAGCUCAAAGACCUCAAAGCUGAACUAGCUUUGCUCCGUGUUGCUAAGGCCACUCGGGCUGCACCCAACAAUCUCUCCAAAAUUAAGGAGGUAAGGUUGUCGAUUGCUCAGGUUUUGACAGUGAUUUCCCAGAAGCGGAAAGCUGCAUUGAGGGAAGUUUACAAGAACAAGAAGUAUUUGCCAAUUGAUCUCCGCCCAAAGAAGACCAGGGCCGUUCGCAGGAGGCUCACCAAGCAUCAGUCCUCAUUGAAGACCGAGAUGGAAAAGAAAAAGGAGACAUAUUUCACAAUGAGGAAAUAUGCUAUCAAGGCAUAGGAUUGUAGAUAGUCAUGCCACUUAUAGGCACCUUUCUAUUGGAGCAAAUUGAGACGAAAAACUUUUCUGCAUUUGAUGUAAUAGGAUAUCACUUUUGAAUAAGUCAAUCAAGCUUCAAGUCCAAGGGGUGUGAAGACUUACAAAAGCUCUUUAAUUAAAGUUGCUGAUAUUUAUGUUGU
Messenger RNA from Medicago truncatula (barrel medic), 3675 nucleotides. RefSeq names its product 60S ribosomal protein L35. Gene Ontology annotation, cellular component: ribosome; cytosolic large ribosomal subunit. Gene Ontology annotation, biological process: maturation of LSU-rRNA from tricistronic rRNA transcript (SSU-rRNA, 5.8S rRNA, LSU-rRNA); translation. The transcript has 3 exons. Gene Ontology annotation, molecular function: structural constituent of ribosome; mRNA binding. The coding region runs from base 3038 to 3496 and encodes 152 amino acids. The record is from RefSeq and is a predicted model, not a curated record. NCBI's taxonomy places the organism in Eukaryota, Viridiplantae, Streptophyta, Magnoliopsida, Fabales, Fabaceae.